ACCCGAAGUCCCAAAGUAACUUUAACCCUCCUAACUAAGUAACUACCACUUUACUAUAUUACCCCAUACAACAAAGUAUUGAAGAAGUACGUAACUCGUAACUUCGUAACUCAGAAUCAUUUCUUAUUGAAUUAGAAGAAACAAAAGUUGGUAUAUUUUCUCUCCAGUAACGAAAUCAGUCAUUUUCUAUUGAUCUUGUUACACCAGUAUGUUACAGGCUUUCACAAUAUUUUACAUGCCCGACAAGGCUGGUACUAGUAUAGGAAUACAAUACUACGCUUUCGAUAUAGAUAUAAAAUUGUUUGGUGCUUCGUUAUAAUAUCAUACGGGGAUAUAUUGUUAAAUAGUUAUUAAAUGUGUAUCAAUUUGCUAUAUUUAAGUGCUUAGAAUUAUUAUUAUUAUUAAUGCAAAAUACUCAAAUGAUGUGGAUUUUAUAAAUACAAAUUUAUAAAUAUGACAUUUACAGGCAUUCUCAUGGUACUCUAGAUAUCUACCAUAGUUGCCGAGGAAACGACGAGGAAACAGCCGAUUCUUGAGGCCAUUUAAAACUAGACUUCUGACAUGGAACGGAUGAUCUGAGAUUGACCAAGAUAACCUUGAAUGAUUGUUAGCAUAUUUAGAACGUAUUUAGAACGACAAUUUCUAGGAACUAUGUUAUAUUUAUAUACCAUUAAUACCGAACAAUAAAUAGUGUCAUAUAAAAGUGACGGUCAGUAUAUUGUGUAUUAUAAAGUGGUACUAUUUACAAAUUGCUCUUUUUAUAAAUGGACAAUUUUUCUGACAGAGGCUAUUUUUGAUAACAGGAAAAGUGCAAAGAUUUGAUAAUUCCAGAAAAAUAGAUGUAAUCAAUUGUGCCAGAGGAUAAAUCUUCAACUGGAAAUUUUAGAAAUCAGCUAAAAACUGGCAAUAAUUUUUCUAAUAAACAAAAAACAAUAUCUCGAAAACCGAUCAAAAUAAACAUUUGUGUCAUAAUGAGCUUCGCCAGCUAUCCAGAAUGCAAUUCUUUUUUCAAAGCUACCCAAUAUUGAGCUGUUUAUUGUAUAUAAAAAGUUUAGACUAGACACGUAACUCUCUCUCUUUACUCCCCCGUUGUUUACUAGUACAGCUUUUUUCUUCUGCUGUCAACAAUUUGCCUGCUAUAACAGUGCCUUAUAAAAAUCAAUCCCACUUAAGCAAGUCGUUUGCAAUUGGUCAGGACCAUUAAACCGAGUAAAUAAAAAUAAUGUGAUGUUGAUAUUGUCUGUAAAUAUUAUCGAAGGAUUUAAGCAGGCUCACUAAGCGAACUUUAAUGACAGAGUCAAUAACGAUUUACCACGUUGACCUGUAUUGGAUUAGAAAUUUUUUUAUUGUAUUGUUGGAUACCGCGUUAGGACAAAAUUGGAAUUUCUCGGAAUACAAAAGGUGCAGGAAUAUCGUCGGAUAUCAAGUAACAAAUAUCAAAUGAUUGUAAAUUACAGUGGGAAACAAUUAUUGGAAUAUAAAUGAGUAAUAAUAUUAUUUAUUUGUUGAAAUUGGAUAAAUGUCAUUGAGUAAACGGCAUUAAAAAAUUGAGAAUAUUGAAAUUUGAGAUGCACGUGAAUUAAAUUUACGAACAGGAAAUUCGAAGAUGAAUAAUUACUGGUGUGAGAAAAUAAUGCGGAACUUGAGACAACUGGAUUGAUCUACUAUUACGACAGACAUUCUGCGUACAGGGUAACGUGUCAAUAUCAUUACUUAGUGUAGGAGAGAAAUACAGGGCAUUUAUAGAAAAUAGAUCCUAAUGACACAUUAUAGACAGGCUGGAAGCUGCGAUAGAACGUUAAAAUGAUCAUAUGCCACUUUUCUAUUGUUUGCGGAAAAAGCUUCCUCAGAAAUCACACAAUGUAAUCUAUCUUAAAAAUCUAGACUUAUAAAUUGAAUGUUAUAAGUGAUAAUAAACAAAAAAGAAUUGUUUGGAAGAAAAAGAUAAUUGAAGAUGUCAGCAAUGUUUUCCGAGCCUAACUUAACAAUGGCUAUCUUCAACACUACAUGGCUGUCGGCUGACUCUCAAACUACAGAAAAUGCUGACACAACCAUGAUAGACUUUCAGAAGAACUAUGGGAAAGUUCAUGGAUAUAUAAGCAAUAUCGUUUGUAUAUUUGGAGUGUUAUCGAACAUCCUUAAUGUUAUCGUGUUGACAAGGCGACAUAUGAUUACGCCUACAAACUGUAUUUUGACCGCACUUGCAAUUGCCGACUUUUUGACGAUGCUGACCUACUUGGUCUAUGCGACAUAUUUCUACAUAGCCACAGAACCAAAGUGGGAAGCCCAUCAUUCGCAAGGAUGGAUGUAUUUUAUUCUUGUGCACAAUCAUUUUAUAAUUACGUGCCAUAACAUGGCAAUGUGGUUUACAGUAUCGUUGGCUGUGUUUCGAUAUAUUUUUGUGUGUCAUCAUGUGAUCGGAAAUCGACUGUGUAGCCUUAAUAGAGCCAUCCUAACAAUUACAAUAAUUGUGAUCGCAACUAUUAUAGUGUGCAUACCGAACUACUUUCUUUACAAAGUAGUUCCACUGAGAGAGCUUGGAUAUAAUUCCAGUGGCUACUGGAUUGUAGACUCGGUCUUUGUGGAAGAGCAUGACUUUUAUAAAGUGCUGAUAUUCUGGUUCUUCGGUGUGAUAAUGAAAGUUGCCCCAUGCAUUCUCUUAACAUUACUUAGUAGUAUGAUUAUACUGACAAUGCAUCAGGCCAGUAAACGUCGUGUACGUCUGCUGCAACAGACACGAUCGUCAGAUCACGACGUCAACCACGAACAUAAUCGUACAACGUGGAUGCUCGUCUCUGUUGUCCUAUUUUUUGUGAUCACGGAAAUGCCGCAAGGGAUUCUUGCAAUGAUUAGCGGUCUGAACGAUCAUUUCUUUGAGGAAAUAUAUUCUAACCUCGGUGACGUCUUAGAUCUCUUGGUCUUGCUCAACUCCGCGGUAAACUUUAUCCUCUACUGUAUAAUGAGUCAACAGUUUAGAGAUACAUUUAAGAACUUGUUUGUGCUGCAUUGGAUGGUUCAGCGACAACAAUAUGGAAAAGUUAACGGUCACCAAAACGGUAUUUCACAGUACUCUACUGUUGUUAAAACUGAGGUCACUAUGCUUUAGAAUGUAUUUAAAAAAAAACUUUGUUUUUUUCAUACUUGUUCAUAGUAUCAAAUAAUUAACAUAACAAUCAAUAUAAUAAUUAUAGUCGAAGCAAUUUUAAUGUCAAAUUUCCCGUAAACAAUCAUACUAAUGUAACUAUGUAUCUUUUUCAAUCAAUUUCCAUAUUGGAAAAAUAAUCUACAUUAAGACUUAUAUGAGGACUCUCUCAUGAGUUUUAAUAUUAUAUUUAUAUUUUGCAUAUGACAUGCUUUUUGUCUUAUAUGCUUUGUGAUAUAAAAAUUGUUUUUUGAUAAAAAAAAAGUAACCCGCUCCAAUUCCCUAAACUCAACUCUCUAUAUAUAAAAUAUACACCCAUGUUACAGAUGAAAGCUGCCUUGGUAAUUUAUUAAAGUGCUGCAUAUUUCAAACCUAACAUGUGCAUGGGUUAUAAAUCUAGACAAUUUCAAUAUUUGUCAAUGAACAAAGUGCCAAGUAACUAUUUUCUCAAAUUUUUUUUUUAAUUUUAUUAUAUUUUUUAAGCUCCACUUUAUUAUGUAUGUUAAGAGUUUUUUUUAAUCCAGUUAUUUUCAAUAAUGAUGCUAGAACAAAAAGGACACAGAUUUUUGAAUAGUUUAUUAUAAUUAAUGAAUAAAACAUACUAUUAUUUGUUUUAAAAAAAUUAUAGUCUAUAGUUUACAAAACUUUACAUUUUACCAUAAUUCACACAAUAUAACUAAAUUUUUCGUCUUUAUUUAUUUAUAUAUAUAUUUUUUUUUUAUUAUUAUUUUAUUGCUAAUUUUUUUUUUUGCUGCUCUUUUCAUAAUUACAAAAUAUACGAUACAUUAAAUAUCAGUUCAAAAAACAAUAUAAUUAUAAUAUAAUGCUUUCAAAAUGUUAUAAGUGCUGAACAAAUUUUUAAAAAUAAUGAUAAUUAAGCCCAAAUUUUAAUUUUACAUUGAUUGAUUUAACUUUUACCUCAUCCUAUUUGACAUGGUAUAAGAAAGUACCAUAGUAUUGUUCUAUGUAAUAUAAAUAUUUAUAUAUAUUCACCAACAUGGUCAUGGCAUUUGGCUGAUGAAACAUUCUUACUUAUAAUUAAUACCCCUAAUCACAUUAUCCUAUUGCUUUUAUUGUACAAAGCUUUUUCAAUAAAUCAAAUUAUUCAUAAUGCCUCAUCUUUUUGUUUAACAAAACAACAAAAGUAUAUAUCAUUAAUUAAAUUGUUGUAGUCUGGAACUUGUUUGUAUCUUUAAGGCCAAAAAAAGAAGAAGCAGUUGCUGAGUUUUCCCUAGUUGACAGACAUGCAACCAUUAAAUAUUCCAAACUCAGAGUAAUGUUAGUUCAUAAGAACCUCAAAAUACCAUAAUAAUAGAAUUUUUCUCCCUUACUUUAUUUCUAAGAAGUGAAAAGGGUUUUCUUCUGUUAGAAUAUGUCACUACCCUGCAGAGGUGUUGUGUAAUAUCAUUAAUCCAGUAUCACCCAAUAUAUAGGUAUAUACCAUUGGUUUGAGCACAAACUAUAAAUAUUUCAUUAUGCAUAUGUAAUAUUGCUGUAACCUUAUUUUGCUCAAAAGUUCAUCACUCAUACCAUAUUGGAUGAACUUAUAAGAAAAAGACAACAAAAUAGCUCUUCACAUCUAACGAUGCCAUAUGUCAUACAAAGUGGGAAAUUAAAAACAACUACAAAUGCCAUAAAUAUUGAUUUCUCACAGCUAAGGGUCAAUAACAAAUAAAGAUUUUAAUCACAAAGAAUCAAGAAGCAGUUUGCAAACAGAAAUAUUCUUUUUUUCUCUCAUUCUCUGUAAGGUGACAGAAUGAUUGUUAUUAAUUUUAUCAAGAUUUGUGGCAGUAACUUACCGAGGUGACACAUUACUAUAGGUACCUUUACCACGUACUCUAAAUAACUUAAAUGGACUUGUCCAUCUUUCAAUCUGGACAAAACCAUUCAUGAUUUUUAGGGAAAAUUUCAAAAUAUGUUCUCAUUGAACAUCAAACAGUGUAGACCAUGAUGAGACAGCACAGAUGUGCCAGUUGAAAUUCGUCUGCACUGGUAACAUGGGGUCAAUCCAUUGCCACCAGCAGGUUAAGGGUUAAAAACUACCUGUUUUCUCUGUCUUGCUAAAAACCAUUCAUAUCAAAAUCACCAGAACUGCUGAUGUUAUUACUUUAUUUCACUUUACUUUUAUAAUCUUUAUAAUUUUUCAGUCUUUGCACUAUUUCAAUACCCCCAAACGCAAUUUAAUAAGGCAAUUUAAUUUAGUUAAUUUUUCUUCUUUUAAAAAGAUUUUGUUUUUGCAUAUUUCAAAAAUUUGUAAAUUGUACUCAGUGAAUAUGGAACUUUACAAAAUAGCCAGUGCCACGAUGAAAAUAAUUUAUUAAAUAAAGAAUUAUUUAAAUUUAAGUACAAAUAAAAUGUAGGAGUGAAUUGAAUGUACCAGUAUAAGUGAAUUGCUUUGAAAGUGUAAACAGGAACAUGUUUUUUAAUGAAAAAAGAAAUGGCAGAAACACAGUGAGUUUUUUUAAAUAAAAUUGAAAAAAAAAAAUCAUAAUUUUAUUAUGAAAAUAUGGAAGGAUCAUAACAUAGCUAAAUCUGUUAUCAUAAUUCUUUUCUUAUAUCUUUCUCGGCAUCACCAAAAUCAAUUAAAACAUGAUACAAACGAACACCGAGCUGAACAAAACAAACCCAUUUAUGGUCGCAAAGACAUAAAUAAGAAUAAUGGAAAAUGACAGCUGCCGAAUUAAACGUUGAAAUUUAAUAUGGCUUCUCCUGUAAAACUUCUAAGAACUGGUUUUCAAGCACAUUGACAUUUCACAUUUCAAUUCAUCGAAUCUUGCUCCGGGCUGUAAGAAUUACGAUGGUAAUAUAUGAGCUUUAAGUAAGCGCACCAUAUAUCUUUAAAUGCGCUAUUUUGUAAUUUUCACCCCGAACAGUUUAAUUGUACGAUUAUUCAGUAAAUCUUUCAACUUCCUUUGCCGGUUCAAAGAAGAGCUCAGAUUUAUUUUCUCGUUUGCCAUUAUUCAACAGUAUUUUAAACGUAUGUAAUUAUAAAAUUAGGACAGAUUGAUUGUCUCAGUAAAGUCAAGAGAGGUGAUUUUAUGCUAUAAUUAUAGAAGCAAAGUAUGAACAUCAAAAGUACAAAUGACACAUAAAUAAAAAGAUCGUAGUUUGAGCGACAGAUUUUUAUCUACCGGUAUUGAGAAAAUGGACGUACAACAAUGACCCUACAACAAUGACCGAGAAAAGAAGAAAUGUGAUAUUAAGGUUAAAAAUACUUCUCUGAAAGUGUGAGAUGCAAUCAUUCACCAUUAUUAAAUUUCUUGUUCCACAAUUUAACAAAUAAAAUUGCAUUCUAAGUACUAAAUUAAAUGACUAUUGAUGAUAAAGCUUUAGUCAGAAACCAG
Molecule: messenger RNA, 6486 nt
Organism: Ruditapes philippinarum (Manila clam)
Lineage: Eukaryota; Metazoa; Mollusca; Bivalvia; Venerida; Veneridae
Product: G-protein coupled receptor dmsr-1-like
Exons: 2
Coding region: 1955-3106 (383 amino acids)
Biological process (GO): G protein-coupled receptor signaling pathway
Cellular component (GO): membrane
Molecular function (GO): G protein-coupled peptide receptor activity
Source: RefSeq, a predicted model, not a curated record